This is a messenger RNA of Pangasianodon hypophthalmus (striped catfish), 2677 nucleotides long. It is a transcript of the gene fam167b, whose product is annotated as family with sequence similarity 167 member B. The record is from RefSeq and is a predicted model, not a curated record. The transcript is spliced from 2 exons. NCBI's taxonomy places the organism in Eukaryota, Metazoa, Chordata, Actinopteri, Siluriformes, Pangasiidae. Bases 145 to 666 code for a protein of 173 amino acids.
ACACACACACACACACACAGAGAGAGAGAGAGAGAGAGAGAGAGAGCGUGCUCUCGCGCUAUAAAUAUUUUCCGCGCUCGUGCUGAGACCAGACGCGCCUCCGUUAAGCGCGUGCACGCAGAGAGACUCGGACUGGGUUCGGAGAUGGAGAGUAAGGAACCGGAGGAGAGCUCGGAGGAGGACCUGGACAGCGUGAAGGCGCUCACCGAGAAGCUGAAGCUGCAGACGCGCAGACCAUCUUACCUGGAGUGGCAGGAGCGCGUGCUCAGCGGGUCGUGGAACGGCUGCCGAGGCGCGCGCGCAGCGACCGUAAGCGCACAGCGCGAGGACCCCGACGGCCCGCGAGACAUCUGCGGCUUCCGGUCCAUGGACGAUGCGCUGCAGUGGCUCCGAAACGAGCUGAGGGAGAUGCAGCUGCAGGACCAGAGGUUGGCGCGUCAGCUGAUCCGUCUGCGUGGCGAGCUGCACCGGCUGAAGGUGGAGCGUGUGUGUGAUGGACAUCGGGAGAUGCUGGAUGACGCUGCGCUGGAGCUGGAGGAGUGCGGUGAGGAGUGUGACCUGCUGUGUGACGUGCCGCUCAAGGCCGCCUUCACCCUAUCCACACCGCUCAAACACCUCGGCCUCACCAAGAUGAACCUCAACGCCCGCCGUUUCUCCCUCUGCUGAACACCUCCAGAUCCUCGGAGAGUGAAAGAUCUCACGAGCUACAGAUAGACCAUGUAGCAGGCUGAGUCUACUGUUCACGGCUCCUGAAGAUCUGAAGGUCUGUGGCUUUAAUGACGUCAAUGUCCAACACUUCUAAACGCCAUGGUGCGUUCAAAAUGGGAUCUGCAGCUUACAAAAGCUCUCAGAAGCUACAGAAUUGUCGCAAAAACAGACUGAGCUUAAAUAUUUUAGCUCUUGGAGAUCAGGAGUCUGUGGUUUUGCUAAUGUUCCAGGGUUGAAGCUCAGCUUAACCUUAAGAUUCUCUCUGCUAGACAAUAUGAUGACUUUAAAACACCCUAAAGACCUUAAAAUACAGAUAUAUUACAUUUGAAAAGCUACAGGAUACAAUUAAAUUAAAGUUAAAAUGCAAGCACUACUAGGCUGCCACUGCUAGGUCUUUAGUUAGGCUGACCCUGACCUUUGACCUCCAGCUUCCUUUCAAGUUGGGGUGUGUGAAGAAAAAGAAAAAAAAAUGAAUGGUGGCUGGAGAACACCAUUCGCAAGGAAAUAAGCCAUAACCCCUACCAAAGAUAAACCAAGCUUCAGAUUGUGGAUACUAAUCAUCUUCAGAUCAACUUCAAGCUUCACUUCAGACUUUUGGGACGCCAGUGACUGCCAUGUGACCUUAACAACCAACCUCAUGUGACCUUAACAAGUGUCACAAUGUCAUGGGUGUAAAUAACACUAAGAAAGUCAGUAGAACUGAUGAAGAACAUCAGAUAAGUGGAAAUGUUCAGGUCAAAAUAACCUGUUUUACAUUUUUUACUUAAAGUGGAAGCAUACAAAAGUGUUUUUUUCAACAUUAAAUUUUAUGUACUUGGCUCAUUUUGUCUCUUGAACAUAAAUAGGACUUGUAUUACACAGGUUAUGUUAUGUUUUGACCUGAGAACAAAACAGAUUGCAGAAGUGCUUAAUUAGUGGUUCAACUGACACCAACUGCUUGUUACAAAACUACAAAAAUAUAGACGAAUGUCACAUUACCUCCAUGACUGACAGUACAUCCAUCGCUAAGUAGCGAAACAGGACACAAGACCACAAAUAACACCAUCACUGUUUACAGAAAUAAUGAAGUUUUGGGUCUAGAUCCCAUAACUACAGAAUUCUGGAUUCUGAUUGGUCAGAAGGUGUUGAAUAAUUUUCUAGAACAGCAGCUCUGAUAGUAGCGCAGCUGCAUAUCACAGGUUUAUAUUAAUGUACUGUUGUUUCUAUAGCAACAGCUCAUUCAUAGGGACUUGCAUAUAACGUAUGUAGUUGAGGAGUUGAGGAGUUUACACUGUAUAGCUGUUUAUAGCUGCUGUAAUGUACGCGAUAACAGGAAUCUAACUUGUUUCCUAGACAUUCCACAACAAUAAACGUGACUAUAAAUGGAUAAAAAAUAUGACCAUUCUUUAAUAAAUUUUUAGAAAUGUAAUCAUUGGCAAAGUACUGUAGUGUAAGAGGAAUAAAAAAACUUCAGGAUGUGCUGUAUUUUCUUAAAACUUCACUUCUCUAAGGAAGUUCAGGCUUCAUGUACUUUGUUGUCACAAUAAAACUUUGCAAAAUGGACCUGUAAAUAACUUGAGCUGAUCAGGAACACAGUGAUAUUUCUCAUCAGCUGAACACUGCACCAAUUCCAGGCAUAAAGGAAGACAUGGACAUCAUCAUUUGCAUUGAGAUUAAAAUGAUAAAGCAGACCUCGGGCAUGGAGCUGGACUGAUUCUCACUCUCUUUCCUUCUCAUCCCAACCUGGCUGCUUCCCAAAAAUCCUGCUCAGCAUUCCGGACACUCCAUUACUUGAGCUCAAAAAUAACUAUAAGUGUCAGAUAUGAGGAGAGACUAAUUACAGCUCAUACAUCGGACAAAGACAAGCUGAACUGUUUAUCGUAUUGUUAAUAAAACCACAAUUGUUCUAAAAAAUUUUUUUUCCAGUUAAAUAAUGGUGGCUGAAUGUAAAAGACUACAUGCUUUCAAUAAACUCACUAUGAAGCCCAAA